AUGGCAGCACCACAAGCGGUGCGGCUGUUGAUGUUGUUUUACACCGGCGUUGCCUUCUCGGAGGCCGCAUGGUGCGUGGUGAGAAGCGAGGCAAGCGAGCAGGCAGUGCAGACAGCCCUAGACUACGCAUGUGGGGCCGGGGCCGACUGCACGCCCAUUCAGCCUUCGGGCCUCUGUUAUCUGCCAAACACGGUGCAAGCCCACGCCUCUUACGCCUUCAACAGUUAUUUCCAGCGCAGCCGUAAUUCUCCUGGCUCCUGCUCCUUUUCCGGCACAGCCACAAUAGCCACUACCGACCCAAGCUAUGGAUCUUGUGUCUAUCCAUCGUCUCCAAG
Striga hermonthica is the source of this 335-nucleotide messenger RNA. Lineage: Eukaryota; Viridiplantae; Streptophyta; Magnoliopsida; Lamiales; Orobanchaceae. The record is from the annotation of a GenBank genome assembly.